Molecule: messenger RNA, 1362 nt
Organism: Poecile atricapillus (Black-capped chickadee)
Lineage: Eukaryota; Metazoa; Chordata; Aves; Passeriformes; Paridae
Gene: DTD1
Product: D-aminoacyl-tRNA deacylase 1
Exons: 6
Coding region: 111-734 (207 amino acids)
Biological process (GO): tRNA metabolic process
Cellular component (GO): cytoplasm
Molecular function (GO): D-tyrosyl-tRNA(Tyr) deacylase activity
Source: RefSeq, a predicted model, not a curated record
CGGCACCUCCGGUGCGCCGGGGGGCGCUGCGUGCGGGGCGCGGAGGAGCGGCCGCCGCUGCCGGGCGCCGCCGCUGUCCCCGCUCGGCGCCGGCCGCGCUGCGCUGCGCCAUGAAGGCGAUCGUGCAGCGGGUGGCCCAGGCCAGCGUCACAGUGGGUGGUGAACAAAUCAGUUCAAUAGGACGAGGCCUCUGUGUGCUGCUGGGCAUUUCUUUGGAAGAUACACAAAGAGAGCUGGAGCACAUGGUUCGAAAGAUCUUGAACUUGCGAGUCUUCGAAGAUGAAAGUGGGAAGCACUGGUCCAAAAGUGUGAUGGAUAAACAGUAUGAAGUGUUGUGUGUGAGCCAGUUUACUCUCCAGUGCAUCCUGAAGGGAAACAAGCCUGACUAUCACAUGGCAAUGCCCACGGAGCAGGCGGAGUCUUUUUAUAACAACUUCCUAGAGCAGCUAAGAAAAGCCUACAAACCAGAGCUUAUUAAAGAUGGGAAGUUUGGUGCCUACAUGCAGGUCCACAUCCAGAACGAUGGUCCUGUAACAAUAGAACUGGAGUCCCCCGCAGCCACUGUUGAUCCUAAACAACUGACAAAACUUGAAAAACAGCAACAAAGAAAAGAGAAGACCCGAACCAAGGUGCCCUCUGAGUCAAGUAGGGAAAGAAAUGCCCCCCGAAGCAAGGAUGACCCCAGUGCCAGCAGCGGAGCAGAAGGAGACGUGUCCUCAGAACGAGAGCCUUAGCUCAUCCAAGGCAGCGCUCAGUUUCUUACACAAAAGCUACACUGAAUUCUUGAAGAAAGACCCAACAUCCGCCUCAACAACACUCUUCAACAACUUUGGGAAAGGAUGGAAAAUGGGAAAGCAGAGCUGAGACAUUAGAAACCUAUCAUUCUGUAUUGAGCCAACCAAAGCAAUGCUAUCAGAUUCAGUUGUUAAUGUGUAGUGUCAGUAGUGAAAAGGACUUGUGACAUUUCUUUGUAUGCGUUCUCACACGACUGCUGAGUAAAGGGUGACUGUAGGCAGAUUGUAGCAGAACAUUUCACUCUCAGUGCAUAAGCUCCAUUUAAAGAAUAAAUCAGGGUUUUUCCUUAAACUUACACUUGAAUUCUGAAAAUUCUCUGAGCAGGCUUGUGUAUUGAUUCUCACUCCGUGGUGUCAUGUGCUACCUGUUUCCAUUGCAGUGUGCAGAACUGUGCAUAUUUUGGUAAAUUGUUAGCUGCUGCCUGACAUCAGGUUAGGCAGCCCAGUCUUUCUGCAUGGAUUAAGUUAUUACAAGGGACGAUCUAGUUGUUUAUCAUGUGGAACACAUCUGUCUUGUAAACUUUUUUAAAACCAGAAAAGACUUUAUUAAACAAAUGAUGCCAGCUGA